Messenger RNA from Malassezia pachydermatis, 1836 nucleotides. RefSeq names its product cation diffusion facilitator. The coding region runs from base 1 to 1836 and encodes 611 amino acids. The transcript has 5 exons. Gene Ontology annotation, cellular component: membrane. Gene Ontology annotation, molecular function: monoatomic cation transmembrane transporter activity. Lineage: Eukaryota; Fungi; Basidiomycota; Malasseziomycetes; Malasseziales; Malasseziaceae. Gene Ontology annotation, biological process: monoatomic cation transport; transmembrane transport. The record is from RefSeq and is a predicted model, not a curated record.
AUGCGACGAAGUGACUCAAUUGCUAGUCUGCGCGCCUUUGCACAGAUCAUUGAUGGUCGAUCAGGGUACUUUGAGGAUGUGCGUAAAACUGAUGACGAGAUUCGGGCCAUCAAGAACGCAGACGUACGUGCAUUUUAUGAAGGUCAGAAUGCUGUCUUGGAUGGGUGGCGUGAGGUCGACGAAGUACUUGAGAGCCAGUUUCCUACGGAGAUCAUGCGACGCUUUUCUAUGCCGUAUAUGCCGAACCUUACUGGUCUUAUACAUGGAUUUGAAUCGCCACACGGGCUAAAUCACCGCUCGGACUACCCUCACCGUCAUCCAGAAGACCAUGACGAUGGCUUUGGCACAGACGAGGAAAGUGACUCGAUAUGGUCACAUCCUUUCUCACACCACUCUAUGCGUCGCUCGCGCCGAAUUAGUGAGCGGGCACUUACUUCUCUUUCAGGCUUCUUUGGGCAAGAAGGCAACCUCUCUGGCAGCCAAUCGCGCGUGGAUCUGGCGGCUGAAAGUUUGCAAGAUCUAUCGAAAUCUCUGGCUGUGAACGAGCACAAUAAAGAACGCCCGACACUGGCGGACCUCAUCGAACAUCCGGAGCUGACAGAAUCUGAGGACGAUGAAGGUCUGAUGCUCGCGAAGCACAAGAAGAAAUUUCACAACAAGCAUUCGCUCAAGGAGAGUCGAUCUAUGCUACGCCGUAUGCUCACCAGCAACCCUGCCAUGUACUCGACGGAUGCGCAAAAAUACGGCGCUAUCCUUAAACUAGACGCAGCGGUGGUAAGUCCCAUUACGAAGUCCACGCCUAAAGUGGACGAAGUGGCGGUGACUAUCCCCACGAAUCGACCUCGGACGGAUCAGGUAUGGACCAAAGCGGAUCACGAACGUGACAAACUUCUGCAGAAUGUACCGACACACCAGCGGAAGCAGGAUACAGACGCAUUUGUGCAGUUUUACAUUAACAUCAAUCUGUCCGUGAAUCUGCUCCUGGUCGUCGGUAAAGUCGUGGCUGUGUAUUCGUCCAACUCGGUUUCGCUGUUGGCGAGCUUGGUGGACAGUGCGCUGGAUCUGCUGUGCACAGUGGUGAUCUUUAUGACAUCGCGUGCUUCGGCGUACCGCAGUUGGCACACGUUUUACAAGUACCCUGUCGGCAAACGACGUCUGGAGCCCCUGGGUGUACUCAUUUUUAGUGUACUUAUGGUGGUCUCCUUCUUGCAAGUGCUGCUGGAGUCGCUCAAUCGCAUUUGGGCGAUUUAUACACAUAAACCUUUGGAAGGCGACGUGGCGCUGCCGCUGAUCGGUAUCUUUUUUAUGCUCCUUACUAUUGUUGUAAAGACGAUGAUGUGGCUUAUGUGCCACAACCACAAGAACUCCAGUGUGCGUGCCAUUGCGCAGGACUCGGAAAAUGAUGUCAUGUUCAACAUCGUCUCUUUAAUUUUCCCAACGAUUGGCGAUUACCUUGGGUGGAGUUUGCUGGACCCCUUGGGUGGUGGCCUGCUUUCCCUGUACAUCAUUUCCGAAUGGAUCUCGACGAUGGCUGACACUACAUCAAAGCUCACUGGCAAAGCCGCCGAUGCUGAAGAUGCAAGUCGCUGCCUUUACCUCGUCUCGCGGUUCUCUCAUGUCCAGGCCAUUGCUGGAUUCGAGAUGUACCAUGCUGGCGAUACAAUGGUGGCGGAGGUCGAUGUUGUUCUUCCUAUGCACUUUAAACUGAAAGAGGCACAUGAUUUGGGCGAAAUUAUUACCUAUUGUAUCGAGAGUUUGACGGGCAUUGAGCGGGCGUACAUUCAUCUGGAUUACAAUCCGGCAGGUCAGUCAGGCCAUAUUGGGCAACGCGGUUAG